UGAAAUGUGUAGCGAGCCAAAGCCUAUUACCGUAAUACAGGCGAGGUUGCGCGCGCGAGCUUGUCCGUUUUGUGAAGGUUCCCCCGCCUGAGCUGAGGGUGGGCUCGGCGUGGUAGGAGAUGGUGGUCACCGCUUACCAAAAGCUUCGCCUUUUCGACAGCUGCGCUUCGUGGCGCCCUGUGGAGUAACGAUGGAAGGCAGGGGCCAGUAUGCGGGACCUUGGACCCGGUUGCUGGGUAGAAGAAGGGUUUCUUUCCUUCUUAUUUUUUCUCUUGAAGGUUUAUAACAGCUCUGGUUCCUGUCUUUUCUUUCGACUAGAGAUUUUAUUGGGUAUUUUAAUCCAUUUCCACGUCUGUUUCUUAUUCCUGUUGUCUGGGUUGGAUAUUCACGAUGUCGGCAAGAGUGUCAGUCGACGUUGAGAAAGACGCUGGAGGCGACUAUGCCCAUCUUACAAACACGGCCAUUCGCAGCUUUGGCUGGGAGAACGUCACGGUUACCGUGAAAGAUCGAAGUACGAAGCAGCCAAAGGACAUUCUUUCCGGUGUCAAUGGCAUUGUCAAAGCUGGUGAAAUGCUAGCUCUGAUGGGACCUAGUGGUUCCGGAAAGACAACAUUGCUGAACGUCCUAGCGCAUCGUGAAGCAACCCCCCACGCCACUGUCCAGCAAUCCUUAUACAUCAAUGGCACCAAAACUUCGCUCAAGGACUUCCGCAAAAUCAGCUCCUACGUCGAGCAAGAAGACGCUCUUGUCGGCUCCUUGACCGUUCGCGAAACCCUCUACUUUGCUGCGAAGCUCUCUCUGCCAAGCUCCGUGACCAAAACUGAAAGAAUUGCCAGAAUCGACGCCCUCCUUGCCGCUUUUGGAUUACAAGGACAGGCCGACUCGUUAAUUGGGACGCCGAUUCGAAAGGGUGUUAGUGGAGGACAGAAGAGGAGGGUUAGUGUGGCGGGCCAGUUGAUCACGAGCCCAAAGAUUCUGUUUCUGGAUGAGCCGACCAGUGGACUGGACUCUGCAGCUAGCUUUGAGGUUAUGAAUUUUGUGCAGAGUAUUGCGAGGAAGUAUAAGAUUAUCGUCAUCGCCUCCAUCCACCAGCCUUCCACCACCACGUUCGAGCUCUUCGACAAGCUCCUCCUCCUCUCUCGCGGGAAAGUCGCUUACAAUGGCUCUAUUGCCGAUGUCAAGGACUACUUUUCAACCUUAGGCUUCAACAUGCCUCUAUACAUGAACCCCGCCGAAUACAUAAUUCAGCUCGUCAACACCGACUUCUCUAAAGACCAGACCAAAGCCACAUCGCAGCUUUCCACCAUCCAGGACUCAUGGUCGAAAUCCCAAGAUGCAGCCACCAUGGUCCACAGCAUUGAGACCGAAGUCUCUGGCAGCCCCAUUGGUGUAAACUCUGACUUGGGGCACGGCGCCGCGGCAAACCCUUUCCUCGUACCCUUCACCCUGAUCCACCGCUCCUUCAUCAAGAGCUACCGUGACAUCGUCGCCUACGGAAUCCGGAUCGCAAUGUACAUGGGUCUCGCCAUCAUGAUGGGAACCGUCUGGCUCCGCCUCUCAACCGACCAAUCCAAUAUCCAAUCCUUCACCAACGCCAUAUUCUUCGGCGGUGCAUUCAUGUCCUUCAUGGCUGUCGCCUACAUCCCCGCCUUCCUAGAAGACCUCUCGCUCUACCACAAAGAACGGCUGAAUGGCCUCUACGGCCCCACCGCCUUCAUGAUCUCGAACUUCAUUAUCGGCCUCCCCUUCCUCUUCGUCAUCUCCCUCCUCUUCUCCAUCAUCGCAUACUGGCUCGGCAAUUUCCGCCCUAGCGCCGAAGGCUUCUGGGUCUGGGUCAUGUGGCUAUUCCUCGAUCUAAUCGCCGCUGAAUCCCUAGUCGUACUGCUAUCAUCACUCAUACCGAUUUUCGUCGUCGCGCUCGCUGCAACGGCAUUCGCUAACGGGCUCUGGAUGAGCGUGAAUGGAUUCAUGGUGCAACCUGAAACCUUGAAUGUUUUCUGGCGCUAUGUAUUCCACUAUAUCGACUACCAAGCCUAUGUUUUCCGCGGAAUGAUGGUCAAUGAGUUUGGGAAGAGGACGUAUACGUGCGGAAGCGAUUGUCAUUGCAUGUACCCUUCGAAAUUGGAGGCAGAGUGUAAGAUUGAUGGGAAAGCGGUACUGGCGUCGUAUGGAUACGAUACGGGGAAUAUUUCCAAGUAUGUGGGGUAUAUGUUGGUGAUAAUUUUAGGAUAUAGGUUGUUGGGAUGGUUGGUUAUGUAUUUGAGGAAGCAGUAAGAACAAAUGAGCAGAUACGCUUUAAGGAUACCUAGGUUGGGGGUUUCAACUAGAAUAGAUAGAUACUUAAUACUUUUCAAUAUCCUCAUAUACAGUUCAAAGCUUCGAAGCGCGUAUACCAAGCUUCGCUGCUAAGCCCAAAAAUAAU
This is a messenger RNA of Lindgomyces ingoldianus, 2422 nucleotides long. Its product is annotated as ATP-binding cassette transporter-like protein. Gene Ontology annotation, molecular function: ATP binding; ATP hydrolysis activity; ABC-type transporter activity. Bases 391 to 2274 code for a protein of 627 amino acids. Gene Ontology annotation, cellular component: membrane. The transcript has 5 exons. Lineage: Eukaryota; Fungi; Ascomycota; Dothideomycetes; Pleosporales; Lindgomycetaceae. The record is from RefSeq and is a predicted model, not a curated record.